GCAUAAUUGGAACUUCCAAAUCCUAUUAUCGUGCGCGGUGGUAUAUUUAUGGUAUACAAGAGAUUUCCCAUUGCUCUAAGGGUCAAAAUGGCGUGAUCGCGUUGAUCGAGUGUUACGGAGCCAAGUCAAACCAGCUAUGUCUAUAUAAACAGAAGUAAUGCUCUCUAUUAUUGUCAUACAAUGCCAGCAAUAAAUACAGGAAAGGUCUUAGUUACAGGUGCAUCUGGAUUUCUAGCGGUCACCCUCGUGGAGAGUCUCUUAGACGCUGGAUUUGAAGUCAGGGGCACCGUCAGAUCAUCUAGCAAGGGAGAAUACCUCUUACAUUAUUUCAAUAAUCGUAGGUUUAACUUCAUUGUUGUUCCAGACAGUGUCGUGGAUGGUGCAUUCGACGACGCUGUCCAGGGUAUGGAUGGAGUCAUACAUACAGCUUCCCCUUUCCACUUCAAUGCCUCACAUCCAAAUGAUUUAAUAUUGCCGGCUGUCAAUGGCACGCUUAACCUCCUGAAAGCAGCUCAUGAAUAUGGCAAUAACACCCUAAAGCGUGUUGUAAUUACCUCAUCAAUCGCUGCCAUCUUUGAACCUACUACUGAGGAAGUGGUGUUUACGGAAGAAAGUUGGAAUGAAUUUUCUAUCAGACAGGUGAAUGAGAAGCAGGAUAAGGCAACUCCUGCUGAUAUUUACAGAGCUAGCAAAUCGCUAGCAGAGAAAGCUGCUUGGGAAUACGUGGCAUCGGCUAAGACGUCAUUUGAUAUCGCAACUGUCAAUCCUGCCGUGAUAUUCGGUCCUCCAAAGCAGCAAAUCAGCUCUGCAGACCAGCUAAACACAUCUACUGCGAUGUUCUACAACUUCCUUAUCGGUAAGCAGCAAAGCUUGGGCGCGGCUGGGAACUUUGUGGAUGUGAGAGAUGCCGCCAAAACUCAUCUACUCUCUCUUACGAAAGAAGUGGCAGGCGGCCAGCGUUUCAUUUCAAAUUCAGACAAGGGUGGUUUUACUUGGCAAGAUGUAGCCGAUGUGCUUCAUGAAAAACUUCCAAAUGAUGAUAUUGUCAAGAAUCGCGUAUUGAGAGGAUCUCCAGGAGCUGGUGUGAAUGUUAAACAGAUGGGAUUCUCAAACAAUAAGGCACAAGAAUUACUCGGGCAAUCAUUUACGCCAUUCGAAGUGAGUGUGGUAGAUACAUUUCACUCUCUCUGCAAUUUAGAAAAGAGUUUGCUCUAGUUUUGUAUUAAAUUUCUUUUUUCCAUUCGCAUCACCAGUAGUUAGAUGAUGCAGAUGUUAUUGAUAUGCUUAUCGACAAAACAUCAUCUAGUUCAUGUUUACUUGAGCAUUCCCAUUGGGUUACUUUCAGCCACUAUUUAUGUCAAACACAAUUCCCGGUAUUCCUUUUAUAGGCAACCAUUUACAUGGGCAAACUCUAUCAUCAGUACCCAUUAUAUCGUUAUUGGGUAUACCUGCCGUCUCACAUUGCUUGAUUUAGUUUGAAUUCAUAUAGAAUUUAGUUUGAGCUAAACAAUACACUCUGUUUAGGUAGCCAAGAUAAGCUUGCCGCGUGUUUUGGCAUCCAGAUCAAUUCUAGUUGAACGAUCUCGUAAAAUUAGAAGGAUGCUUAGAAUGUUCCAAGAAAAAGUUCAGAUAACACUUAUCUCUUUGUAUUUGUCAUAUAUCCUCCAACAAUAUCGUUGGUGUUCACCCGCUGUUAGUUAGCCUUGAACCAUUGAUGUUAUAGAGCGCGAUAUUGCAGUACGAUUACAAAAAUCACAAGAUAUAUAACUUUAAAGCAUGAAAAAUAAAAAGUCAUACGUCCUAAGUAGCCAGGUCUCUAUUUUAACGACCGUUUGUGACACAUUUUGCUGUGCGCGACCCUCAAGUACAUCGACAGUCAAAAUUUCAUGCUUUUCUGAAUAGUCAGUUAUUAUGCAUUAGCAAUAUCCGGGAAAAUUUAUGAGCGUUUAGCUGAGUGAGUCUAAUUAUACAGAAAACGAUCAGAAAUUAUCUCACCAGUGGAAAAGAAAGAUAGCAAACGAUUAAGAAGACAUGGCUGAGAUAGGAAGCACAGAUUGAUAACUAUUAAUUGAGCUUUCUGUGCUUGUUUCGCAUCCAGUCAAUGUAAUUCUACUUUCAACAGAACAUGUUCUUCUCCAUCUUCGUUA
Wallemia mellicola CBS 633.66 is the source of this 2147-nucleotide messenger RNA. Its product is annotated as NAD(P)-binding protein. Lineage: Eukaryota; Fungi; Basidiomycota; Wallemiomycetes; Wallemiales; Wallemiaceae. Gene Ontology annotation, molecular function: oxidoreductase activity, acting on the CH-OH group of donors, NAD or NADP as acceptor. The coding region runs from base 181 to 1215 and encodes 344 amino acids. The transcript has 3 exons. The record is from RefSeq and is a predicted model, not a curated record.